UUAAUGGUGAGCACAGAGCGCAUUUUGUCUUAGAUUAGACUGGUUGUGUGAAUGUUGCUGUUCAAGUUAGUUAAAUUAGUUUCUGUAAUAGUUAAAGGAAUAUUUUGACUUGGAUCUUUCACUGCGAGAGAGUGAGAGAGAGAGAGACACACACACAGAGAGAGAGAGUUAUGGACUCUGGGCUGUUAUAAAUUCAGUAGGAUUAAUAUACUGCACAUUUAUUUGCAGCUCAAUUAUGAGUUCUUUACCACCUAUACGAGAAGACAGGAUCAUCCAUGAGCUCCCGCUGUUUUUUACAAGAGAUGCUGCAGUGCACACCAAAACAGACUUCCAUGUUACUGUGCAAACUGCAUGUCAGAAGUCAGACUCACUGAGAUUCAUGGUAGCCAAGGUCAUAGUUGUGGGUGAUGUUUCUGUGGGGAAAACAAGUUUGAUCAACAGGUUUUGCAGGGGCACUUAUGAGAAAGGCUACAAAGCCACCAUCGGAGUGGACUUUGAGAUGGAGAGGUUUGAAAUCCUGGGAGUGCCUUUCAGUCUACAGCUGUGGGAUACUGCAGGUCAGGAGAGGUUUAAAUGUGUUGCUUCCACCUACUAUAGAGGAGCUCAAGCCAUCAUAGUGGUGUUUGACUUAAGCAACUACUAUUCCCUGGACCACGCAAGGCAGUGGCUUGAAGAUGCCAUGAUAGACAACGAUCCUUCCAGUGUGCUGCUCUUCCUUGUAGGGACAAAGAAAGACCUGAGUCAUCCAGAUGUGGUGGAUAAAAUGGAGCAAGAAGCCAUCAAAUUUUCAGAGGAGAUAAGAGCCGAGUACUGGGCUGUGUCCGCUCUCUCAGGAGAGAGUAUAAGGGAUUUCUUUUUCCGGGUUGCAUCGCUGACCUUUGAGGCCCGUGUAUUAGCUGAACUGGAGAGGAACAAUAAUAAACAAUCAGACGGUAUCGUUAAAAUCACGGAUCACGAUGACAAAACAUCCAAAAAGAAGCAGCCAAACUGCUGUAACUAAGCGAACUAAGAAGCAGGAUUCAUGUGUAUGAACAUCUCAGAGACAGAGACCAAGAUCAACACAAUGUGACUACAGACUGCGGCACGGGACGCAAUCUCCGGCUCUGCUGAACCAUGUGACCUUGUUGAGCUGCUAAUCCUAAAAUUGCAGACUAUGAGCCACGUUUUAAGCAUUCAUUUCUACAAUAAAGAACAAUUGCCAAGAAAAUCUCCUGAAAAAUUUUGCCACACUGUUGAGCAGAGACAAAAAUUUUUGCUUUUUUCUUUAUGGUUGCAUUUGAUUUGAUAUUAUAGAAACAGUUUACUAUG
Tachysurus fulvidraco (yellow catfish) is the source of this 1308-nucleotide messenger RNA. It is a transcript of the gene rab34b, whose product is annotated as RAB34, member RAS oncogene family b. Gene Ontology annotation, molecular function: GTP binding; GTPase activity. The record is from RefSeq and is a predicted model, not a curated record. The transcript has 11 exons. Lineage: Eukaryota; Metazoa; Chordata; Actinopteri; Siluriformes; Bagridae. Gene Ontology annotation, biological process: endocytosis; phagosome-lysosome fusion. The coding region runs from base 236 to 1000 and encodes 254 amino acids.